Messenger RNA from Vombatus ursinus (common wombat), 1633 nucleotides. RefSeq names its product HAUS augmin like complex subunit 4 (gene HAUS4). The coding region runs from base 246 to 1337 and encodes 363 amino acids. Gene Ontology annotation, molecular function: microtubule minus-end binding. Gene Ontology annotation, biological process: spindle assembly; centrosome cycle. Lineage: Eukaryota; Metazoa; Chordata; Mammalia; Diprotodontia; Vombatidae. The record is from RefSeq and is a predicted model, not a curated record. The transcript is spliced from 10 exons. Gene Ontology annotation, cellular component: HAUS complex.
GCUGCGAGGGCCUUCUUGGGGCCCUGCUUGGUUGCCGGGGCGUGGAGGACAGGGAGGCUUUCCCUUGUUCCACUUUACCACCCCUACACGGGGUCCAGGAGGACAGUUCUCGUCCGGCACAGGGGGACCCGGGAGGGAUUGGGAGGGCCUUCGGGGAGCCGCCGCCUCCCAGAACCGAUCCCAUUCAUCGCCUCAGCGGCGCGGCCACAGGAUUUUGCUUCUGAGGUAGAAGUCCCACGGAAGAGAUGGCAUCAGGAGAUUUCUGCUUGCCUGGAGAGGGUAUGGAAUUACUCCAGCAAGUAUGCAACAAACGGUUGCCACCUUGUAACCUGACUGAAGAAGACCUCUUGCAGAACCCUCAUUUUAGCAAGCUCCUGCUAAGUCUCUCUCAAUACAUGGAUGAGAGUGGUUUAAGCACCACCCUUGCAGAAGAGCAAGCUGAGGCAUGGAAGGAGGUCCGGCUGCAAAAGACAGCGUGGCUGAGGUCAGAAAUUCUGCAGAGACUUAUACAGGAAAUGCUUGUGGACUACUACGUGAAGACACAGGAUACAAAUCUGACCCCAGAGGAUAAGAAGUUUCAUGAAUCCCUUGAACAGAGGUUACUAGUGACUGAACUGACUCGACUUUUAGAUCCGAGCCAAAAGAAAGAGAUGCCACCUUUGCUGGGCCUGGAGAAGUCAGACUUGCUAGAACUGAUGCCCCCUUCAGAGGAUUUUAUGAGAAUGAGGGAGUGUCUCCAGCCAAAAAUUGAGGAAAAACUGAAGAAAAAGUGUUUCACUUUGCUUUGCUACCAUGAUCCCAAUUCAGAUUCUGAUAGUGAAACACUGAAAGCAGCAAAGGUAUGGCAGCUGGCAGAUGUACUGACAAGUGAGAAGCAGGAGAACCAGAAUGCUAAGAAAAAGCAGAAGGAACAGACAGUGCUACUGGAAAAGCAGAGCUCCAUCUAUUCUCAGGUGCUCCUCCGCUGUCUUUCACUGCUGCAGAGGCUUCUUCAGGAACACCGACUAAAAACACAAUCGGAGCUGGAUCAGAUUAAUGCCCAGUACUUGGAGAUCAAGUGUAGUGCCAUGAUUCUGAAGCUAAGAAUGGAGGAGCUACAGAUUUUGUCAGACACUUACACAGCUGAGAAGGUAGAGGUUCAUCGCCUCAUUAGGGAUAGUCUGGAGGGGGCCAUUCGCCUACAGGAGCAAGACAUGGAGAAAUCACGCCAGAUCUUGAGCACUUAUGAGGUGCUGGGUGAGGAGUUUGACAAGCUGGUGAAGGAGUAUACCCAUUUGAAGCAGGCAACUGAGAACAAGCGCUGGGCUCUUCAGGAGUUUAAUAAGUCUUACCAUUGAGUUUUGCAGAAACCAAGGACCUGGAUCCCUCUGCCUCAAGAGCACACAUUGUUCCUGUCCUGUUUCUCUUAUACAAGUAGUGCCUUCUCACUCUCAAAAGGGGAAAUGAAGAGACACCACUCAUAGAGUAAUAACUCUGGUGGACUAGGCAUUCUCCUAGUUUCUGUCCUGUGUUUGCAAUAACCUAGCCUCCUCCAAUUCCUCACUAGAAACAGAUUUGCACAUCUUGUGGCCUCUUAAGAAAACCAGUCCUGCCUUUUGUACAAUUGUUCCAUAAAUAAAAUGAUGAUAUGGUU